This is a messenger RNA of Hordeum vulgare subsp. vulgare (domesticated barley), 1725 nucleotides long. RefSeq names its product fatty acyl-CoA reductase 1-like. Gene Ontology annotation, molecular function: alcohol-forming very long-chain fatty acyl-CoA reductase (NADP+) activity. Gene Ontology annotation, cellular component: intracellular membrane-bounded organelle. NCBI's taxonomy places the organism in Eukaryota, Viridiplantae, Streptophyta, Magnoliopsida, Poales, Poaceae. Bases 47 to 1546 code for a protein of 499 amino acids. The transcript has 10 exons. Gene Ontology annotation, biological process: suberin biosynthetic process; long-chain fatty-acyl-CoA metabolic process. The record is from RefSeq and is a predicted model, not a curated record.
AAAGUUGUCCUUGACCAAGUUGUUCUCUGGAGACAGGAAAAAGAAGAUGGCAAUGAUCGGUGCAAUGGAUGCGGAGAGCGUUGCAGAAUACUUCAGGGGGAAGAGCAUCCUCAUCACCGGUUCAACUGGGUUCCUAGGAAAAGUGCUUGUGGAGAAGAUACUUAGGGUUCAGCCAGAUGUGAAGAAGCUCUUCCUCUUGAUUCGGGCCCCCAAUGUUGAAUCGGCAAAGCUUCGGAUUCAGACAGAGGUUACAGGGAAGGAGAUCUUUCAACUGUUGAAAAAAAAUCAUGGUGUGGGUUUCGAUAAUUUCAUCGAAGAAAAGAUCUGUCCUUUGGCAGGAGACGUCAUGCAUGAGGGCUUUGGACUAAACAGUGCCAAGCUGAGCAAUUUGUACAAGAACAUAGACAUUAUCGUCAACGGAGCUGCGACUACAAAUUUCACUGAAAGAUAUGAUGUGGCUUUCGACGUGAAUGUCUUGGGAGCAAAGCACGUCUGUGAGUUUGCCAAGAAGUGUCCUAAGCUCAAAAUGUUGCUUCAUGUUUCAACUGCCUAUGUAGCUGGUGAACAAGAUGGCCUAAUACUAGAGAAGCCACUAUUAAUGGGUGAGACCCUAAGGAUGGGCACACAUCUAGACAUUGAAUACGAGCAAAAUCUGAUCAAAGAGACUAUGAGAGAACUAAACACUAAUUGUUCCACAAAGAAGGCCGAGAGGAGAACCAUGAAGGAGCUUGGCCUGAAGAGGGCACGAAACUUUGGGUGGCCAAACACCUAUGUCUUCACCAAGGCGCUGGGCGAAAUGAUGAUCGGGCACCUGCGAAGGGAUAUUCCAGUAGUAAUCAUCCGCCCUAGCAUCAUAACCAGUACCCUCAAGGAGCCAUUGCCUGGAUGGACGGAAGGAAUUAGGACAAUCGACACGGUUAUCGUCGGAUACGCCAAGCAGACCUUGCCAUUCUUCCUAGCUAACCUUGAUUUGAUAAUGGAUGUGAUUCCAGGGGACAUGGUGGUGAAUGCUAUGAUGGUUUCCAUGUCAGCACACUCGGAGGAUCACCAAGCACAGAUCAUCUACCAUGUAACAUCAUCACUGCGCAACCCCGCACCCUACGCCAUCCUCUCAGAUUCAGGUCACCGCUACUUCUUCGACAACCCACCAUGCACGGGGAGGAAUGGCGAGUUUGUGCAGCUGAAGAAGAUGCGCUUCUUCAGCACAGUCGCACGGUUAAGAUUGUACAUGACCAUCAAAUACAAGCUUCCCCUCGAGAUGCUUCAUCUAGCGAACAUUCUGCUCUGUGGUGUUUUCGCACGACACUACAAUGUGGCCCGUAGAAAAUACAGAUUCGUCAUGCAACUGAUCGAGCUCUACGCACCAUAUGCCUUGUUCAAAGGGUGCUUUGAUGACAUGAAUUCGGAGAAGCUAAGGAUGGCGAUAAACAAGGAUGAAAAUAGCAGUGUACCCUAUUGCUUUGACUUUGACCCCAAGUCCAUCGACUGGGAUGACUAUUUCUAUAGUGUCCACAUCCCCGGUGUGCUAAAAGUUAUGCGUGCAUGAGUUAAAUUUAACUAGCCAAAUUUCAACUGAAAUUGCUAGCCUUUGAAAUACAAUAAUUCGUAGUACUAUGUUUAUUUUUAACAGUGGUGAAUAUGUAUUGUACGAUAUUUUUAGAUGCAACUUCGUGCAUUAUAUCAAUAAAAUAAAAGUAGGUAUCAACUUUAUGUUGUAUCCAAUUA